GUGUCGCGAAGCAAGCAGCAGAUCUAGGCAGUGGUUCAGACAUAGGAAAUCUUUCCUCCCGAGCUCAAACUUGCCCUGCUCAGGGGCAGCGAGCCAGAUCGACGCAUGCUGUUACCUCAGCGUUGGAGUCCUUAGACUCUGCGAUAAAGUCCUGGGAUGAAGUACCGGGACCCAAGCCGCUUCCUUUUUUGGGCAACACUUGGAGAUUCAUACCUUAUAUAGGAGGCUAUUCAGUGAAACACGUUGAUCAAGUAUGCCUUUCGCUGCGACAGCAAUAUGGCAAAUGUGUCAAAAUGGCCGGAUUACUUGGAAGACCAGACAUGCUCUUUGUAUUUGAUGCUGGUGAAGUUGAAAGGGUCUUCCGAGGAGAAGACGCUGCUCCCCAUAGACCUUCGAUGCCUUCGUUAAAUUACUACAAGCAUAAGUUGAGGAAAGAUUUCUUUGGAGCCGAAAAACAUUGUGCUGGAGUGAUUGCUGUGCACGGUGAAUCAUGGGCAGCAUUCAGAACAAAAGUUGCUAGAGUGGCCUUAAAUACUGGUGCUGCUGCCCAAUAUACUGAACAGGUUGGGGAAGUAGCCGAUGAGUUCGUUAAAAGGGUGCGAGAAAUAAGAAAUAAUGAAUCAGAAACGCCAAGUGAUUUCUUAAAUGAAGUACAUAAAUGGUCUCUCGAAUCUUUAGGAUUAAUAGCAUUAGAUACGAGAUUAGGAUGUUUUGAGUCAAGUGAAGGUUCGGAAAGUCAGCAUUUAAUAGACGCUGUUAACACGUUCUUUCUUUGUGUGGGUGAAUUGGAAUUGCGAGCUCCAUGGUGGAGAAUCUAUCCGACCACCAUGUUCAAGAAAUAUGUAGCCGCCCUGGACACGAUACUGAGUGUUACUCUAUCUCACGUAGAGCGAACGUUGAAAGAAUGUCGAGACAAUGAUAGCAAAUCUCUCUUACAAGACUUAGUGGCUGCUGCUGGACCAAGAGUUGCAGCUGUGACAGCGCUUGAUAUGUUCCUAGUGGGAAUUGAUACGACAUCAAACGCAGUAGCUUCAACUCUAUAUCAAUUAUCACGAAGACCAGAUGUUCAGGAUAAGCUAUAUAAAGAAAUAACUAGCGUUUUGAAAGGCAGACCACUGAGAGCUGGUGAUGUGGCACAAAUGCCUUAUUUAAAGGCUUGUAUUAAGGAAGUUCUAAGAAUGUACCCAGUUGUUAUUGGCAACGGUCGACAGUUGACCAAAGACACAAUAAUUUGUGGCUACAAUAUACCUAAAGGUACACAAGUAAUAUUCCAACAUUAUGUCAUGGGUAACAGUGAAGAAUAUUUUUCUAAAGCUUCGGAAUUUCGUCCUGAGCGUUGGUUACAACGUUCAACAUAUAAGCAUCACGCUUUCGCGUCUCUUCCAUUCGGCUUUGGGAAACGGAUGUGUCUUGGACGCAGAUUCGCUGAAUUAGAAAUGCAAAUCGUAAUUUGUAAGAUGGUGAAUGCGUUUAAAAUGGAGUAUCAUCAUGAGCCGCUUAAAUAUCAUGUGCACCCCAUGUACACUCCAAAUGGGCCUAUUCGGAUAAAAUUGAUCGAACGAUGAAAGUCAUAUGGGAAUUAAAUAUAUUUAUACAUAUAAUAA
Molecule: messenger RNA, 1604 nt
Organism: Nymphalis io (European peacock)
Lineage: Eukaryota; Metazoa; Arthropoda; Insecta; Lepidoptera; Nymphalidae
Gene: CYP49A1
Product: probable cytochrome P450 49a1
Exons: 12
Coding region: 294-1565 (423 amino acids)
Molecular function (GO): heme binding; oxidoreductase activity, acting on paired donors, with incorporation or reduction of molecular oxygen; monooxygenase activity
Source: RefSeq, a predicted model, not a curated record